AUGUCAGGAUCUCAUGUAUCAGAGUCUAGAAAGCAAGAAUGCAAAUCUGCUUCAACCGAUGUCGUAUUCUUGCUCGAUAGUUCAGGAUCCGUCGGAUCUGAAAAUUUUAAGAAAAUUCUUAACUUUACAAAGGCAAUCGUUUCAAGAUUUACAGUUGGUCCACAUAACACACUCGUCGGAAUUGAAACGUUUGCUUCAACGGUGCAUCAUCAGUUUGCAUUAGAUGCUAACAAAAACAUGGCAACCUUACUAACUGCAGUCGACAAUGUACCAUAUCAAACCGGGGGAACUAAUAUAGAAGCUGCUUUGAAAUACGUCAACGACUAUAGCUUCAAGCCUGGUGGAAGAAGAAAUGCAGAGAAAAUUCUUAUUUUAAUUACUGAUGGUCAAACGUACUCCCCGAAUGGAACGGCAAUUCAAGCGAAAUCGUUGCGUAAAACAAAUAUAAAAGUGUUUUGCAUUGGUAUUGGUCAUUCCAUUAAUUCUAAAGAACUUCAACACAUAAGUUCGGGUGCGGAUCACACCUUCCUAAUUGAAGAUUUCAACUCAUUGACAACUGCAAUAAAAGUAAUGCACUCGGUCAUAUGCAAAGCAAAUAGCAGGAUAACAACAGCCAAGCAGAGCAGAACAGAGGAAAGGAAAAGAAAUGUCACUGCAAAAGCCACAACAAAGCUAAAGACAACCAUGCAAGUUUCAAAAAACAUAAAAGCGCCAGUGUACCUACGAGACGUUAUACAUGGAUUUGAGUACCUAGAAGUGACCGUUCUCUCUAUCGUUUCUGUCAUCGCUAUGGGAGCAUUUGGUUGCUGUUGUCGUUUCUGUUUUAUCUUUGCAAAACGCAAGGAAACAGAGGAGGAAGAAAAGCCGAAACGAAAACCACCCUGUAAACGUCCAAAAGGCUGGCCAUCUUAUUAAGUUAAAGAAUAAAACUCCUAUUACAUUUAACUUACUCAUGCACUGUUAUAUUUACUGGUACAAUUAAAAUCAA
Molecule: messenger RNA, 988 nt
Organism: Saccostrea cuccullata (small rock oyster)
Lineage: Eukaryota; Metazoa; Mollusca; Bivalvia; Ostreida; Ostreidae
Product: collagen alpha-1(XII) chain-like
Exons: 4
Coding region: 1-915 (304 amino acids)
Source: RefSeq, a predicted model, not a curated record